AUGGUCGGGCAGCCGCGGCAGUCGGGCGGGGGGUUCAACGAGUAUGUGCUGCCCGUCGACGACUUCUUCGACGACUAUUUGAACGCCCUGACGGGAAACGAUGCGGACUUCCUGAUGCAGGAUGACGCCGAGGAUCCAAAUACGGGGAGCAACCGCGUGCCCGCGCAGGACAACGGGCACGCGGGGCGCCCGCAAGCACCGGGAGCAACAGCAGGCCCGCCUGGGGCGGAUCCCGGGCCCUACUCGCUGCCGGAGCCCGGCAACAUUGGCCGGCAGGUUGCCGAGCAGUUCGGCAACCAGCUCGGAGGCGGCGCGGUGACGAUGGGGGACGGUACGGCAGUGCAGGUUACUCAUCUCCCGAACAUCGUCAACCCGGCGUUUCAGCAGAGCUGGCUGCCCCUCGCGUCCGUAUCCGGCAAGGAGGAGGCCGGAGGCGGGGCGCACGCGGAGGCGGCGGCCUCCGGAGAGGACGGCACGGCGAAGAGCAAGCGGAGGUCGUCCGUGUCGACGCCGGCGGAGGACGAUCCCGACAGCGGUGCUGGCAGUGGCCGGGGCAAGCGGGCGCGCACGGCGAAGCAGCAGCUCCUGAACCGGCAAGCGCAGCAGCGGUACAGGCAACGGAAGAAGGAGAAGGCUGCCCAGAUGGCCCAGGCAGUCGACGAGCUGCAGCUGCGCGUGGAGGAACUGCAGCGGGCCAACGCGGAGGCCGCCGCGGCCAAGGCGAAGCUCCGCGAGAUGGAGGCGCUCCUCGUGGAGAAGGACGCGCAGCUGCAAGCGCUGAAGCUCGACAGCUCCUCAAACUGGGGCUCCGGGGUGUCGACGGGCCGCGGCGGAAGGCCCCCGAACGACGGCACGAACGAGGCUGCCAGCAAGCCGCAGGAGGGCGACCGAGGUUCGGGCGGCUGCGUCCCGGCGCCGCAGCCCCGGCUCACGAACAUGCCGGAGGAGGAGCAGGGCUUCAAGUGCUGCGAGCGCCUCGAGCAGCUCUUCUCCACGCAGGUAGAAAGCCUGAAAGAGUUCUGGAGAGAACAGGACCUUGACUCAGUUCCGACGCUCACGGACCAGCAGCUCGUGUCGCGGCUAUCGGCGCAGAUCGACAACAUCUGCACGACGUGCAUGUACGCGACGCGGGCCCUGGCGUGCAUGGAGGGCGUCGACGUCGCGAAGCUGAUGUCGGGCGCGACGAACCCGGUCCUCAGCGGGCAGGUGCCGACGGACCGAGCGCGCAAGGCGCUGUGGGUGUCGGUGGUGCGCAGCUUGGACCUGUCCGAGCAGCAGAUCGACGCCAUGAUGUCUGCGCGGGGCAAGCACCUCACCCGCCUCGCCGCGGUGUACAAGCAGCGGCAAUCCCUGAACGCGGCAGCGAUCGUGCAGCUGGCGCCCAACAGCGUGAAGGGCCCCGCGGAGGCCGCGCAGGAGGGCCUCUUGGACCGCCAGAAGGAGAACGCGUCGGUCGCGCGCGUCCUGAGCGAGCUCAAGGAGAACUUGAAGGACGAACAGAAGGCUGCCAGCGAACUGGAGUUCGUCACUUUCAAGAGUCUUCUCACGCCGAUGCAGGGCGCGCGCGUCAUCAAGGACGCGUACCCGUUCCACUGCGACUGCCUCGCGCUGCUCAACACCGUCGCGUGCGUCCAUAACCGGGAGGCCACAUCCUACUGCGAGGGCGCAGCAGAGGCGCACACGGCGGCCUGA
Pedinophyceae sp. YPF-701 is the source of this 1692-nucleotide messenger RNA. Lineage: Eukaryota; Viridiplantae; Chlorophyta; Pedinophyceae. The record is from the annotation of a GenBank genome assembly.